Molecule: messenger RNA, 1505 nt
Organism: Doryrhamphus excisus (bluestripe pipefish)
Lineage: Eukaryota; Metazoa; Chordata; Actinopteri; Syngnathiformes; Syngnathidae
Gene: aqp9a
Product: aquaporin 9a
Biological process (GO): water transport; glycerol transmembrane transport
Cellular component (GO): plasma membrane; basolateral plasma membrane
Molecular function (GO): water channel activity; urea transmembrane transporter activity; glycerol channel activity
Source: RefSeq, a predicted model, not a curated record
UACUGUGCGCUGAAUGGCCGCACACAUGCAGAGGUGGAGAUGUAACAUGACAUCAUCACAAGCGAGUUGACACGGUGGGGGACAUCGGGAACUUUUAAUCACAGCCGGCACAGCAAUACAUAGAAACACAUCACAAGAGAAGCAUGAGGCAACACUGUGCAUUAAAACAUGGAAUACUUAGGGAAUUCCUGGCGGAAUUCCUUGGCACCUUUGUUUUGGUUUUGUUUGGCUGCGGCUCGGUGGCCCAGAAUGUCCUCAGUCGGAACUCUUUGGGCGAGCCACUCACUGUGCACAUUGGCUUCUCAGUUGGGCUGACGAUGGCCGUAUACGUGGCUGGGGGAGUGUCAGGGGGGCAUGUAAACCCUGCUGUGUCUCUGGCCAUGGUGCUUCUGGGCAAACUUAAGGUUUGGAAGUUUCCUUUCUACGUCAUUGCUCAGUUUCUUGGUGCAUUUGCAGGAGCUGCUGCAGUCUUUGGAUUAUACUAUGAUGCGUUCAUGGACUUCACUAGUGGGAUUUUGUCGGUGACGGGAAUCAACGCUACAGGUCACAUUUUUGCAUCCUACCCGGCAAGACACCUGUCAGUUCUUGGCGGAUUCAUUGAUCAGGUGGUGGGUACUGGCAUGUUGGUUCUCUGCAUCCUGGCAAUUAUAGAUGGAGGAAACAUUGGAGCCCCCAAAGGCAUGGAGCCACUGGCCAUCGGCCUGAUCAUCAUGGCCAUCGGAGUGUCCAUGAAUCUCAACUGUGGCUACCCCCUGAACCCUGCCAGGGACCUGGGACCUAGACUCUUCACUGCUGUGGCCGGAUGGGGGAUGGAGGUGUUCAGCACGGCAGGCCACUGGUGGUGGAUCCCAGUGGCAGGGCCCAUGGUGGGGGGUGUGGUCGCAGCAGUCGUGUACUACCUGCUUAUCGAGCUUCAUCACCAUCGUGACAAACCUGAGAAACCCCAUGAAGGGGAAGGCGACGAGGAGGAAGAGGAAGACGAUGAGGACGAGGACUGCAGCCUGAAGGACAAAUAUGAGAUGAUCACCAUGAGUUAAAAAAAUAAAAAAUAAAAAAGAGACAGACAUUCAUGACCAUUCAUUGAUGGUAUGGUCGAUGAGGAGCUCCCACCUCAGCGUGUGUGCUCUUUGCUAAUUAGUGUUCCUCUGAUCAGCCUUUUGGCCUUCCCAAAACAUUCAAAUGUUAUCUGAUGCAAUACUGAAACUACUUGCACAAAAUAAUUUUGCAGUAUACACAGGCAGAAAUACAGAAACUAGAUAAAUCUAAUUUAAACCUCUCACAUGAGUGGAUUAUGAAUGGAUGACUUGUAAAUACUAUACUGUCAAAUAUUAGAUAUAACAUGCACGACUGCCUCAUUUAAGAUUUGCUCCUGUUUUUCUGCAGUAGGUGAUUUUCACUGUAAUAUAUGUAUUUUUUUUAGCAUCGCUUGUCAUUUCUUAAGCACACCACAUGUAUUCCUGAUAUUUAUUAUUGUUGUUUAAAUUAAAAUUUCUACAAACCCGUUA